This is a messenger RNA of Procambarus clarkii (red swamp crayfish), 4287 nucleotides long. Lineage: Eukaryota; Metazoa; Arthropoda; Malacostraca; Decapoda; Cambaridae. The record is from RefSeq and is a predicted model, not a curated record.
CUAAGGUACCAAAUGCUAAAUCUCUUUCAACUUUUCCAGUAAACAGUAGUUGAUGCAAAAGAAAAUGUUAAAGGUUUCCAAAAUUUGGCUUUAUGCAGCCUCUCACCAGUGACAAUCACCCUGGCGACAAGAGAUAAGGCAAGGUAAAGCUGGGUGAUCCCUGCCUUCCACUACACCAAGACAGUCCUCUUCUCUCUAGUGCCACACCAACUACUCACUUAUAUGGUGCUCCUCAAGAGUCUCCCAGACGGAAAAUUUUCCAAGACGGCAAUAUCCAAGGGAUGAAUUACCGGUAUAUUUGACGAUAACAUCCCCCUACCCCAAAACAAAGAUAGGGGGUUGUUAAAAUUUGUGUGGAAGAAAUCAUCUGCUUCUCUGUUGUUUAAGGUAUAGGGGCUUCAACCGUCAUCUGCCAGGAAAAAUAUACUAAGAAUGGGGAACGGCUGCCGUAAGGGUGAACGUCAUUCCUCUAUCGACAGCAGUAAUGUCAUUCACAUCAAGGAAAUUGUUGGAGAGGUGAUGGAAGAAGGUGAGACAAAUUCAUUGGUAGUACAGUGGGAGAAAAGGCAGAAUGAACUCAACUUACUGGUUAUGGAAAAGAUGCGCGAAGAUUUCCAAAACCGACCCGACAACUUUCUUCUAAACCUGCUUGUUGUGUCAUUACAGUUCUACAAAAACUUUAGCAAAGAGAAAGCAGACAUAAGCAAUCACAUACGUGACCGGGAACUAGCCCUCGACCGCAAGCUGUUACCGUCCAAGAGAAAGAUCAUCUAUCUUGGAGGGUUUGAAGAGAUCUCUGGUACUCAUGUUCUCUUCCAACCCACCAAUGAACUAUACAUGGAGCUCCCCACCCCUCUGCAGAUCUACGUGGUGCAGGACAACGUGGAGGUGUAUCCAGAUGAUCAGUACGAGGAACUACAAAAGAGGAACUAUGCAGAUGUUGAUGGUCCGGCCUAUAGAUUUUGUACCGAGGACUCUCAGAGACACAAAGGUUAUGUGAGACUUCGGUGUGCUGAUAUCAUCCCUGGCAUGUCACGACACAACACAUACGAAGAUAUCUAUGGUUACAUGAAACCCACUGAUGAAUCCCUGCCAGACCCAAUAGUGGACCUGAGACCUCUGCGUCGAAAUUCUGCACCUAUUUCCACUGAUGAUGAUAGAGACUUAAUGUUGAAGAGAUUAGAGUUACUAUAUAACAAGGGAUCCGUUUCCUCAGAAUCUGAAGAUGAUGCUAAUGAGGAGCCAGCAAGUCCACCUCUACAAGGAAUGUCAGCUCGGAGACCAAGUGGAGUUCUACCGGAGCACUAUCCUACUGGCAAGCUUAAGGAUAAAAUACAAAAAAUAAAAUAUGGAUCAGAGGAACAGCUUCAAAAUGGAUAUCCAGGGUCAAGAACAAGACAAUAUUUGCCCAACAAACCAAGGAAUUUAACCGAGAGACGACCAAGUGGUGUCUUCCCAAAGGUGGGUCCAGAAAUGGACCGUUUAAAACUUUCUUCCAAACAAAGACAAGUUAUUAACACUAGUGAGGGACUUGAAGAAGUCAUGAGGAAACUUGCUCGAGUAGAAGAGGGGAGCGAAGAUGAGGAUCAAGAAGAAGAAGAAGAAGAGAGAGAAAAGGAAAACAACAAUACUGUGUUUCAUAAUGACACACUAAAUGAAACCAAUUAUGAAAAAAAUAAGGCAAAUGAAAAGUCAAAAGAAGUUUGUCUUGAAGCAAGUUUGAAUGAAGACUGUUUCUUGACUAGAAGAAUAAAGAUAAAAGACCAGAAUGAUGUUUAUGGAAUUGCAAGCAACAGUGAAAGAAGAACAUAUUUUUCAUCAGAACGUUAUCUCGAGUGCUUUGAGGAUGAAUUUGAAAAUCUUGCAAAAAUUUUAGGCAAAGAACAUUUGGUUGAAACUUGUCAGAUGCAGACUCCUGCUGUUAUUGCAAAUGAGCUAAUGAUUGAACAGAUUGGUCCAAAAUUCAACACUGAAUUUAUCCCUACUAUGAUCCUGAAAGAGUGGCCAGCUUGUGCAUUUGAAUGGAAGAUGCGGGAAAGACGCCCACGCGCUGAUCCAGAAACAAAAAUGGUAUACAAGUGGCCUAAAGAACAACACAUCAUGGAGGCUACUCAAAUGGGCUGCAACCUUGUGCCACUUGGUCACUACAACCCAAAGGGCCCCAGUAAGGUCAUGAAGAUUGAGUGGCAGGUACAGUUUGCUAAAGUCGAACAAAUACUUCUCCGGAGCCUUGGACACACACAGAUACGACUACUGAUACUGGUAGAAUACUUAAUGAGGGAUCACCUUGGUGACAUUCAAGGUCUCAAAAUACAACAUCUACGUUACAUUCUCUUCUGGAUGUGUGAACACAACUUCAAAGACUGGCAAGAAGAGAAGUUGGGAAACAAGUUAAAAGCAUAUUUAAAAACCCUCUAUAACUGUCUCUCCACUGAAAAUCUGCCGCAUUACUUCAUUGACAAGUGCAACAUGAUGGAGACCAUACCAGAACGUUACAUGCGACAGAUACAAGCACGAGUGAGGAAUAUGAAGGACAACCUACCAAUUUACUUGAUGCACACCAUGUGGCGCAUGCGAACAGAAGAGGAUUUCUACCCAAAGCUCGACAUUCUUGAGCUUUACAAGCUUGUCACAAAAACAACUUAUGGCUUAGAACAGCUAAAUCCACAACUAUUACAACUAGUGGGAGGGGAUGAUACGCAGGAACAAAAUAUUUUUGACGAUGGAGAGGAUGUCCUCUUUACUGACUCUGAAGAAGAGGAGGAACACCGUAAAAUGAAGGAGAAAUUACACGCACUACGGAGAGAGCGCAAGAAAGCUGUUACAAAGACUUCACCAGAAGGAUCUAAAAGACGACAUUCAACAAUAAGACUUGAUAAGAAGGUCAAGAGUGUAAAGGAUCUCCGUGCUGGCAAACUCCUUUCCACAUUUGCCGAACAUUUCUUGGCUAUGGCACGUGCUUCAAACAUAUAUCGUGCAUAUCCUCAAGCAUACAUGUACCUUCUGUUAUCUGGUAACAUGGCAACAUUACUAGAAGAAACUGGAAACAGUGAAGAUGCAAAUGGUUACCGUAGACAAAUUGAAGAGCUAAAUGUUGCUUCUCGAGGUGGUGUACAAGAUAUGCUGAGUUCGUCAAGGAUAAAUACAAGCGCAAGUGAUCUUCCAUGUAAUCCUAGUUUCCAAGGCUCAAAUUGGGAGCUCCAUGGUCCAAAAUGGGAAGCCCAGAAAGAACAACCUCUACCUCAUCCACCAUCCAAUGAGCUACCAAUCUUAGGUGUGGACCGCUUAAUACCACUAGCAAAAUUGAAAGCACAGCAAUUUAAUACAAAAUUUGAAGAUGAUACAUCAAUGGUUAACAGAACUCUGCCUACUAAACAUGAUAAUGAUGAUGCCAUUAUUAUCCAACCAAUUGGAAAAGAUCACACUGAAUCUGAGGAUUCCUCCACUAUAAAGAAAAAUGGUGAAAUCAUUGUUUUCUCAGACGAUGAUGAUGAUGAUGAUGAUGGUGAUGACGAGUCUACAGACUUCUAGGCUCAUCAUGCACCAGCAUCACUACAUCUUGUCAUACCAAAAGUAAUAUUGUUGAAGUGCCAUUAUCUAGCUCCCCAUUUUCUGGAUUCUCAGGUUAUCCAACUAUAGAAAUUAGUGGCUCUCCAACCUGAUUGGCCAGAGGAUGUUCGGUUAAUAGGGCUUAACCUGAUUUUUUGGUGGUCUGAGCAGUUACUCCAGAUAAUGACAGUCACACUAUAUACCAAACUAAGUAACUUUCAAAACAUUGGAAUCGAUAAAACUAUGUAUCAAUUGCAUGUACAUCAUUACAUUAAUCAAGGCUGAAUAAAGAUAAAAGUACAUUGUCAAUAGUAAACGUAAUUAUUAUAUUUGUUAAAUCAGAGAUGACUACUAGCAAGUAUUUUAACCCCUGCACUGUGCACCUUUUAAAAAGACAUUCCCGUGGUGUGCCAUAAAUAAAUUGUUCCGAAAACAGUAUUUUUUCCUUGUGGUAUUGUUAAUUAGCACCCAGGAAGUAGGAAACAAUAAGUAAAAAGUCUCUAACUCUUGUAAUUUAGCUGUAGUGGUCUGGAGAUUUUUUUUUUUUUUGUAAAAAUGAGGGAAGUUGCCGCAUUGGGAAUAACUGUCUAUUUCCAAUGUUUCCUCACUUUAUUUAUUUAGUUUUUACACUCUUAACAAGUUGUAUCUAUGUAUCAAAGAUGGUGUUCAUUAUGUACAACUUUGAAAAUAUACUAAAUUUGUAAUAAGAAUUUGAGAAUAAACAAUGGAGAAAAAGCA